Xenia sp. Carnegie-2017 is the source of this 1413-nucleotide messenger RNA. Its product is annotated as equistatin-like. The transcript has 5 exons. The record is from RefSeq and is a predicted model, not a curated record. The coding region runs from base 322 to 837 and encodes 171 amino acids. NCBI's taxonomy places the organism in Eukaryota, Metazoa, Cnidaria, Anthozoa, Malacalcyonacea, Xeniidae.
GUAAUUUGCAUUUGAGGUUCUUGCCUGUAAAUUUGCUAGUUAAAUGGACCAUUUAAAUGACUGAUAAUAAAGGCAAUUUUAGUACGUUUGUAUUCUGUGUGGUCCUUUUCAUUGUAGUGGUUUUGGCAUUACAAUAUUAUCUCGAACUUUUGGAUGAAGAAUGUCUUUUCAAGAUCAGUGACUUCAUUGACGUCACUGACUAUGAAACUUGCAAGUUGUGAUUGGUGGUUGAAUGAAAUGAGAAAUAUUUAUUGGAAUCUCUAAUAAAGGCAAAAGUGGACUGGGGCGAUGCACAGGAACUGAAGAAGAACUACAAAGAAAAUGGACCAACGUGAAUAUGUAUUAUUUUCUUCGUUUUUGGCGACCUUUCUGCUUAUGGAAUGUUCAAGUUUUCUAGAAGCAAAGCAAAGUCAUCACACAGAACGAGAAUGUGAAAAAAAAUUGUCGGCAUUAAAGAAAGAUCCCAUUUUGAUUGGUGCAUAUACACCACAAUGUGAUCACGAGGGUAAUUACAAAAAAAGACAAUGCUGGGCCUCAGUUGGUAGCUGUUGGUGCGUUGAUAAAACAAGUGGAAAGAAAAUUGCUCACGUUCAAAUCGAUAAAGAUGGUUUACCUCUCUGUGAGCCAAAUUGUUUUUCCAUGUUGAAAAGUAUACCGACAUUGUUAAUACAUGGUGAACCUUUCUUCUUUUCGUUUGUUCCACGAUGUGACACAAAGUCGGGUUAUUUUUUACCUGAACAGUGUUCUAAAGACGAAAGUGAAUGUUGGUGUGUUUCAAAAUUGGGAAAAGCAAUAAAAAAUACAAGAUCUAAAGGGCAUGUUUCUUGCUCUGUUUGAAGAUCCCUAUAGCUAUACGUAGAAUCUAAAUAUUAACUAAAUGAAAUUUUUCUUUCCUUUUUUACUUUCUAAACGCUGGUUCUUUUAAGCUGCAUGAUUGAAAUAUGUUAAUGCUUCCAAAUGUAUUUUGACCGCUCACAUGGUUACAUCAAUCUGUAAAUAGUAAACAUUUCUCACGCUAAAAUAUCGUCUUAUGUUAGUUAAAGUGCUCAAUGCUAAAGAAAAAUUUUAGUAAAAAAUAUAAAAAGUAUAUGUAAGUAAGGUGUAUGAAAAAACCAAGGGCGGCGGAACAUUGUUAAUUGGGGGGGGGCUAUUAUUCAUACAUGCAUGUUUUGCUUUAGUGGUUUCUAUUGAAAUCAAUUGUGUUUUACUUUACGGAUUAUAACGUACGAAUAUAUGAAUAUAGCCCCCCCCCCAAUUAUCAAUGUUCUGCCGCUACUGAUUUAGAAAUGAGAAAAAUGCGUGGUCAAACUAAAGAUAUACAUAUAUCAUAUAUUCACGUGGCUGACAAUAUUUUACGCAUCAUGGGCUUUUAGUGUAAUGAUGAGAGGCAUUAAAAUUAUAGCAAUACUUCAA